Messenger RNA from Microsporum canis CBS 113480, 507 nucleotides. RefSeq lists its product as uncharacterized. The coding region runs from base 1 to 507 and encodes 168 amino acids. NCBI's taxonomy places the organism in Eukaryota, Fungi, Ascomycota, Eurotiomycetes, Onygenales, Arthrodermataceae. The transcript has a single exon. The record is from RefSeq and is a predicted model, not a curated record.
AUGCAAAUUGGUCUAGCAUUUAUCUUUCUGCUGGUGGGCAUUGGUGUCGCCGAAGUAACUUUGCAUUCUUUUGUCACCAUAUUAAGCCAUAACUAUGGGUUAACAGCUCAGUUUGACGAGGCUCGGAAGCUCAUUAAGUUCACCAAAAGCGACGACCAUGAUAACUUCUUCGUGGAGGGUGUUGCCGACCCAGCCCGUGGCUGGCAUAUCGUUGAACUCGACAACAGAGUCAAUGGCACAACCACUCACAUCCGCUUCCCACAAGCCAGAGACGGAGAGCUUGCAACCUUUGACACGGAGUGGGCCUCGGUGUUCCAUGUUGAACUACACGAAGAUGCUGUCUUCUCAUUCACCCUGCUUGACCCUUCCACCCCGGGUGAUAAGCUGGCAUGGACCGUGGAACGGUACAGCAGCAAUGAUCAGACUAUGGUUUUGAGAAUAAGACCCUACGACAAGAGAAACACAAACCAGCAUUUCAGUAUUAUUUCACGCCCUCGCGAGGAUUAA